Messenger RNA from Nestor notabilis (Kea), 812 nucleotides. It is a transcript of the gene NIPA1, whose product is annotated as non imprinted in Prader-Willi/Angelman syndrome 1. NCBI's taxonomy places the organism in Eukaryota, Metazoa, Chordata, Aves, Psittaciformes, Psittacidae. The transcript is spliced from 4 exons. The annotation marks the transcript as partial. The record is from RefSeq and is a predicted model, not a curated record. Gene Ontology annotation, molecular function: magnesium ion transmembrane transporter activity. Gene Ontology annotation, biological process: magnesium ion transport. Gene Ontology annotation, cellular component: membrane.
GUACUUCGUACUUAACAGAUAUAGUAUGGUGGUCUGGCACUAUUGCAAUGGCUCUGGGUCAAAUAGGGAAUUUCUUGGCAUACACAGCAGUCCCAACUGUGCUAGUGACGCCAUUGGGAGCUCUUGGCGUUCCAUUUGGGUCUAUUUUAGCUUCUUACUUACUGAAAGAAAAACUGAACAUUCUUGGCAAGCUGGGAUGUUUGCUGAGCUGCGCUGGGUCUGUUGUUCUCAUCAUCCAUUCCCCAAAGUCCGAGAGUGUAACGACUCAGGCUGAGCUUGAAGAGAAGCUUACAAAUCCAGUUUUCGUGGGUUAUCUCUGCGUAGUGCUGCUAAUGCUUCUCCUGCUUAUCUUCUGGAUAGCUCCAGCUCAUGGACCUACUAAUAUCAUGGUUUACAUCAGUAUUUGCUCUCUGUUGGGCAGUUUUACUGUUCCCAGCACAAAAGGCAUUGGGCUGGCUGCUCAAGAUAUCUUUCACAAUAACCCCUCAAGUCAAAGGGCCCUAUACCUCUGUCUGGUACUUCUGGCAGUAUUAGGAUGUAGCAUUAUCAUUCAGUUCAGAUACAUCAAUAAGGCACUGGAAUGUUUUGACUCCUCUGUGUUUGGUGCCAUCUACUAUGUUGUGUUUACCAGCCUAGUCCUGCUGGCUUCAGCCAUCCUUUUCAGGGAAUGGAGUAAUGUAGGAGUGGUAGAUUUCCUGGGAAUGGCUUGUGGAUUCACCACAGUAUCUAUUGGAAUUGUUCUUAUACAAGUCUUCAAGGAAUUCAACUUCAAUAUCGGGGAUUUAAAUAAACCUAACAUGAAGACAGAUUAA